Molecule: messenger RNA, 1371 nt
Organism: Penicillium lagena
Lineage: Eukaryota; Fungi; Ascomycota; Eurotiomycetes; Eurotiales; Aspergillaceae
Product: glycoside hydrolase family 27 protein
Exons: 6
Coding region: 1-1371 (456 amino acids)
Biological process (GO): carbohydrate metabolic process
Molecular function (GO): hydrolase activity, hydrolyzing O-glycosyl compounds
Source: RefSeq, a predicted model, not a curated record
AUGUUGACCCAUCUAUCUGUUGCAGUGCUGUCCCUGCUGCCGACGGCGGAUGCGCUCGUGCGCAAGGACGGAGUAGGCCGACUGCCAGCCCUGGGCUGGAACUCGUGGAACGCAUUCGGAUGCGAUGUCAACUCGACGAAGAUCUUAACGGCGGCUACGGAGAUGAUCCAGCUAGGCCUGAAGGACCUGGGAUAUCAAUAUGUCAAUAUUGAUGAUUGCUGGUCUGUCAAGGGCACGCGCAAUGCGACCACCCAUCGCAUCAUCCCGAACCCUUCCACGUUCCCGAAUGGGAUUUCAGGUGUUGCGAAGCAGGUGCAUAACCUAGGACUUAAGAUUGGUAUCUAUAGCAGUGAGUACUUCCAAUUGUCCCGUUUAGGGGAUCUAGAUGCUAACAGGUACUCUAAUCUAGGUGCUGGCGAGACUACCUGUGCUGGGUAUCCAGCCAGUCUCGGCUAUGAGAAGAUCGAUGCAGCUGCGUUUGCCGAAUGGGGCAUUGACUACCUCAAAUAUGACAACUGCGGCGUGCCCUCCAACUGGACAGACCAGUAUAACUUCUGCGUGCCCGACGGGACCGCCGCCCAGAACCCCAACGGCACCUGUCCGACUCUGACGAGUCCCGCGCCAGCGGGCUACAACUGGGCAACCUCCAAGACGCACACCCGCUACACUCGCAUGCGCGAUGCGCUCUUGGGCGUUGACCGCACGAUCCUCUUCUCGCUGUGCGAUUGGGGCGAUGCCGACGUGAACACCUGGGGCAAUAACACGGGUAAUUCGUGGCGGAUGUCUGGGGAUAUCAGCGCCGACUGGACGCGGAUCGCUGAGAUUGCCAACGAGAACAGCUUCAAGAUGAACUACGUCGGCUUUUGGGGCCAUCCAGACCCGGACAUGCUGGAGAUUGGGAAUGGGAACCUGACUCUCGCAGAGAACAGGGCUCACUUUGCGCUGUGGGCUGCCAUGAAGGGCCCUCUUAUCAUUGGAACUGCUCUCAAUUCCAUCAGCACAGCCCACCUGGACAUCCUAAAGAACAAGCCCCUGAUCCAAUUCCACCAGGACCCGGUCUACGGCCGUUCCGCGCACCCGUAUAAAUGGGGCUACAACCCGGACUGGACCUUUGAUCCCGCCCAUCCGGCAGAGUACUGGUCCGGUCCGUCGUCUACGCUGGACGGCACAUUGGUUCUUAUGCUCAACUCCGAGGAUCAGACUGCCACUCGCACUGCGAAGUGGAGUGAGAUUCCUGAGUUGAAGGGUGGCAAUGCCUACCAUGUUACAGAUGCGUGGUCUGGGAAGAACCUGGGUUGUGUGAAGCAUUCGCAUAGUGUGCAGCUGGAGAGUCAUGAUGUUGCUGUUUUGGUUGUUGGGCGUAAGUGCUGA